This is a messenger RNA of Rhincodon typus (whale shark), 8408 nucleotides long. RefSeq names its product nuclear receptor coactivator 6 (gene ncoa6). The coding region runs from base 350 to 6427 and encodes 2025 amino acids. Lineage: Eukaryota; Metazoa; Chordata; Chondrichthyes; Orectolobiformes; Rhincodontidae. Gene Ontology annotation, cellular component: nucleus; transcription regulator complex; histone methyltransferase complex. The record is from RefSeq and is a predicted model, not a curated record. Gene Ontology annotation, biological process: positive regulation of transcription by RNA polymerase II. The transcript has 16 exons.
GGAGGGAGCAGAUCGCGAAUUCUAUUCAGCAUCAAUCUGUGAAAUUUAUGGCUGUGUGAAACUAACGUUCCAGCAGUGAUCAGAGGCAUGAGAGCGGCUGGGUCGGCGGCUUGACGGAGGCCGUGAAGGAAGGCAGAACAAUACUAAUACUACAAGGAAAUGUAAAAAUAAGUCAAGGGGAGGAACUGAGUGGAUUUACAUGUGCUUCAAACUUGUAAUGGAGAAAGUAAUGGAGCAUAAGAAAAGAGGAUUGAUGUAACUGCUCCCAGCCUGUUCUGUGGCUCACCAAUUGGCAUCAUCCUGAAACGCUGAAAGAAUAAAUGCAGAUGAAUUAUCAAAUCUAGGACACAUGCUUAUUUCUAAGUGGUCUACAACCAUUGAGGAAAUGGAAGUGGAGUUGGGAAAAGAUCACCCGGAAGACUGGGAGGAUGAUUUCACAGUUUGGAUAUCUUUCAAGGGGAGCAUAAAGGAUGCUGAUUUUGUGAAUAAGCUAAACAUGAUCAUUGCUAAUAUGUCAUGCCUUCUGGAGAUGGAUUCGGAGAAACUGAGGCCAGAGAAAGUGGAACCAUGGAACAGCGUCCGUGUAACGUUUAAUAUUCCCCGUGAAGCUGCGGAGCGAUUGCGACUGAUGGCUCAGAAUAAUAAUCAGCAGCUCCGAGAUUUGGGCAUUCUUUCUGUUCAGAUUGAAGGUGAAGGAGUCAUUAACUUGGCUUUAGGGCAGCAAAGAGGCCAAGAGAUCAGAGUAAAUGGGCCAGUGAAUCAGAUUAGAAUGGAAUCUGGAUUUUCUUUACAAGGAGGCCAAGGUUUGAUCAGAGUGAACAACCCAUCAGCUCCCAUGGUUCCUUCAAGUAGCAACAUGGCAGGUUCCUUAGUUAGUAGUGGAGCGAGUUCAGAACUACUGCAAAACAGAAUACCACAUUCCUCUACUCGAUCCACCACACAGCCUGAUAUGGAUUCUGUUUUGUCAACGCUAAACAUUCAAGCAUCAAGCCAUCCCUCUGGAUCAUUGCCUUCACAGACUAAUAUUGUGCAAACGAUGUCAACCAACCGGCAGAUUGUCCCAGCCAACAUUCAGCCUCAUCAACUGCAAGGGGUGCGGUCUCCAUUUAACCGGGCUCAAAUUUCUAUAGCUGCCACAUGGAACCAAGUCCCAGCGGCAGCAAUCCAGUCAUCCUCUACACAGGGGGCCUUAGGAACAUUGACAAAUCAGAUCUGGAAGAAGGCUCCUAUGCCUGGACAAAUGCAACCGCAGCAGCUUCAGGUCAGACCGUCCCUGGCUACUGUGCAGACGCCAGCUCACCCUCCUCCUCCAUACCCAUUUGGAAGUCAACAAACAUCUCAAAGCCUUCAAACCUUUUCUCAACCUUGCAGCUCCCCACAGUUUGCAUCGCCACCCCCUAAGAACCAUCAGGGAGGACCUUCUCGAGUACCUACACCCUUGCAACAGCCUCAUCUAACCAACAAGUCUCCAGUCUCGUCUCCUUCCUCUUUCCAGCAAAGCUCCCCUUCUUCUUCUCCAACAGUGAACCAGCCACAGCAGCAUAUAGGACCCAGGACACCUCAGAGCAGCUCCCUGCCUCAGACGUUUCAGCCAGCUGUGUGCCAGAGUUCUCCAAGUCGAGGUCCUGUAGUUCAGCAAGGAAAUGUGCCUCCUGGGUUUAUGAUGCAAGCAAAUCAGGUGGCACAGAGUUCCCAUUCUGGAAUAGGAAGCAUGCCAAAGCGUCUUCCUCCAACCUUUCCUCCAGGUCAGCCUAAUCAGAUCUUCACUCAAGCACAGAUAAACCAAGCUGUUGCAUCGGCCACCUCGAUGAACAGUGGAAUUCUGCAGGCGCAACCCAACCAGAAUGUACAACAUACAGGUGGUCCAAAUAAUGCUACUUCCCAAAAUCCGAUGAAUGUACAGUCUCAUGGGCCCCCUAACGUAAUGCAGGCAAACCUCGUUGGACUUCACGGAAACCUAAACACUCAACAAUCUAUCAGUGUUCCUCAAGUGAAUGUGGGUAAUGUGCAAGGGCAGCAGGGCCCCCAAUCACAGUUUAUUGGGAUGCACCAACAGAUCGCACCUUCACAGGGACAGAUGAUGAAUGUCCAAUCUCAAGGUCUACAUCCUGCAAACCAGAUGAUUAUUUCUCGUCCUCAGCUCAUCCAGAAUCAAAUGAUGAUGGCGGCAUCUCAAGGCCAUAAUAUCAUUCCAUCUGGACAGAGGAUGACUCCACCCAAGCAGUUGCAUUCUCAACAGGGUCAGCAAAUCAUGACUACGCAUGGGCAAAUAAUAGGACCUCCAGGUCAAGUCAUAUUGCAGCAAAGCCAGAUGAUGGGACUUCCUGAGCAAGUUGUUGUCAGUCAGGUGCAGGGAAACAAACCGGGAUUCAAUAAUCAGAACCAGCAAAAUACAAUUGCAGGGCCAAGUCAAAUAAUGAGAGGACCUGCCACAAACACUCAAGGUAAUAUGGUUCAAUUUUCCACACCGAUGAUCCAGCAGAAUCCUCUGAAUGGGAAUUCUUCUCAAGGGAUUGGAAUGCAAGGACAAGUACUUAGACCCUCCGUAUCUCACCUAACUCAGCAGCAUGGUAGUGACCUUACAACGUCAGCCAGUGAUGUCAAUCUAACACAGAUGCUCCCUGAUGUACAAAUGCAGCAAAAUGUAGUUGCUUCUCACAUGCAGACAAUGCAGGCAGGUAGUUCUGCUGGGCCUCAUUUUUCAGGGCAUAGCAUGCCCUUCAACGCUCCUUAUAGCACCACUGCAAGUGGGAGUCCAAUGACAUUAGCCACUGCCUCUGGUUUUCCAAACAACAAAGAUGUCACUCUGACCAGUCCAUUGCUUGUCAAUCUGCUGCAGAGUGAUAUCACAUCUGCGCAGUUUGCAAUGACCAACAAGCAAAACAACCAGAAUGCCAACAAGCCCAAAAAGAAAAAACCUUCGCGAUCACAGAAGAAAAAGAACAGUGGAGCUCAGCAGCCGGAAGAGCAAAUGCAGCAUGUGAUUUCAGAUGCCCGUCAGAUGCAGCCAGGUCUGGAUGAUGCUGACCAGCAGCAAAUGACAGGAGAGCAAGGGGUAGGACUUGAUCCAACAGCCAACAAACUGCCUGAAUUUGCAAAUCGACCUGCAGGAUUUCAUAUGCAGACAGUUGAUCAAAGACCUCUGCAACAGACAACUAUUCAACCCAUGCAGCAUUCACAGCAACAGCAACUACAACCCCAGCAACAACAAAUGAUGAUGAUGUUGAUGAUGAAGCAUCAGCAACAACAACAACAACAACAACAACAACAGGACACAAAGUCAAUUAAAAUUCCAAUGACGGCAAGUACACAUCCAUCAAAGACUGCCUUAACUCCUGAUGCCUCAAGGAUGCCAAUGGCCCCAACUGGUAACAUGCCAGUCAUGGUAACCUUGCCUGGGCAGAGUGGAGUGCCACCCUCACCAGAUAAAUCAAGAAUGCCUUUGUUAGUUGGCCAUCAAUCUGUCAGCACUCUGAGGAAGAUGCCUUUUCAGGAAAGUCUGCAAAAUGUCCCAUCAUCUGUUCCCGAGGAAGUAAAUCCAACUACACAUCAUCCAGAUGCAAUUGGAGCUGAGCUUCCACUUUCUGUUGGAACCCAAGUUAACUCGGGGCAACAAGCUGUUCCUCCUCCAAAUCAAGUACUUAUUACUGGCUCUAAGCCAGGGCAUUCUCAAAUCCCAACACCACAAGGUGGAAGUUCACAACAGCAGGGAACAACUUCAGUGCAAGGCACUCAUAAUCUUCAUUUUCCUAAUGCUACCACUAACACCCAGACUUCAAGACCAAAAACACCAAAUCGAGCAAGCCCCAGGCCCUACUUUCCUCAUACACCCACCAACCGACCACCUAGUACAGAACCUUCUGAGAUAAGCUUAUCUCCUGAAAGAUUGAAUGCUUCAAUUGCAGGUCUCUUUCCUCCUCAAAUCAAUAUCCUUUUGCCUCCUAGGCAGCCACCUUUAAAUAGAGGAUUUGAUCAACAGGGUCUAAACCCAACCACUUUGAAAGCAAUUGGUCAAGCCCCAGCAAGCAUGCCUCCACAUUCAAAUAACCCAUCUGUUUCUGCUGCGUCACAAGCAAAUAAACUGGAUUCCGUUAUAGUUAGUUCAGGAAAACAGACAACUGGAAAACGGGCAAGCCCUAGUAUCAGCAGGAGAGCAAGCACUAGUUCCAGCAGAAAAACUGGUCAAAAUCCAAGUAGACAAAGUGGAAAAGCCUUGAAAUCAUCACUGAUUCCUCAGCAGAACCCAGCACUUUUACCAACCAUUGAUGUACAAAAGAAUAUUCUAGCAAACUCUGCACAAAUGUUGUCAAAUCCCUCUCCUGGAAUUUUGAAUGAUCCUGUCAAUGUAGUUUCAGGUGCACAAAAUCCAACCAUUCCUGUCAGGAUAUUGGGUAACAAUCCUGAAGAAAACAAGGAAGGACCAACAUUGUGUGGAAAUGAUGGUGUGUUGAAACAAAUUCCCAUUAGUAAAGAACAGAUGACCUUUGAAUGCAAUCCUCCGAGCACAACCAAGUUGGAGAAGAAAAAUGCCCCUCAAGUUCAAAUAGCUAAGGGAAAUAAGCCUUCGGAAGCCAGUAAACCUAGCGGAGGUUGCAAUGACAAAAACAUGACCCUGCCACCAUUAAGAGAAGCUCCAAUUUCACUUAAUCAGCUUUUGGACACUUCUUGUAGUCCUGGUGUUACCAAUAAGGCCACUAAUUCCAAUCAGGUGGAACAGUUGAUACAUUCUGGAGAUAAACCAAAAGCAGUAACAUCAGAUACUCCUACUAUUAAGGAAACACUUAGUGCGCCAAUUCCAUCACAGAUUGUUUGUGAGAGUGGAAAGGCUGUAUUACGACCAGAUGCAGGCGAAUUAGUUAAUGUGACUCAAAGUGGCCCGACAAUGGUGCCUACACCGGUGGUGUCUGCAUCCAUUUCUGUCGCAAAUCAGAUCACAGUGUUUGUAAGUUCUAGUCCCAUUAAAUCUACAACGAAUGUUAUUGCAUCUGCACAGAUUCAGUCCCAACCUACUGUUGUUUCUUCUGUAGUCACAAUGCCAUCACAAAAUAACAAAGUGGUGUCUGAGGUACAACCGGCAGCGCAGUCUGGUUCACAGCCAGCAUUUAUCACCGCACCUGUGUUUAUAAAUACAUCUGUAUUCCAGGUUGUUAAAGAACCUUUGAUACCACAGUCAACCACUGUGCCUAAAGUAACUGUGCCUUCCACUUCUACAUUGGCAUCUCAGUCAGUUACUGUAAUCCAGAUACCACAAUCUGCUCAGAGCUCAUCAUGCCCAGCAGUUUCACCUACCCCAGCUGUUAGUAGCUCUGUUAUCUCCACCUAUUCACCAACGAAAAGAACAGCGAUCCAGAGGUCAUCACCAGUUCAACCACCAUCCAGCUCUCCAGCUCCUCCAAACAUCUCCUCAGCAUCUCCUCAUAGACCAGCAGCGGACUUCAGCCUCAAUGAGUGUCUUCAGAAUAAUGGCAUUGUUGACCAAAGUUCUUCAGCUUCAUCCCAUACAACAGCUGUUGCAACGUCGCCUACAUCUACUAGCCCAGGUAGCUCUUCUAGUAGUAGGCGAAGUCCAAUAUCAUCCAACAAAGGAAGAGGGAAGGUAGAUAAGAUUGGUCAGUUCCUUAUGACCAAGGCAUGUCAGAAGGCCUCCCCAGAUAAAAAAGAUGACCCAGUAGCGUCUGAUUUGGCUUCCCCAGGUGUUGAUGAUCAGGCACAAAAAGCAGCACUUCCUGGUAGUCCUGAAGGAGGAGUUCCUCCUACAGAAACCAAUCAGAUUAUUCCUCCAGCUAGUCAAUCAGACAUAGGCACUUCCGUUAACGUCACACUCGGUACAACUAGCAGCUCUGCUUCUACUGUCUCUGUUUCCUCACCUGGGAGUACAUUGAAUAGCACUGCUCAAAACAAUUUGACGUCAGCCAUCACUCCCCAGAACCCUGAGCCUGAAUCUGUAGUACCUGUUGGUGAUAGCAGUCUUGCAGUCUCACAAUCUGAGGGAAGUUGUUCGUCAGGAGAGAAAGUGGGAGCAAAUAACGAUCACCUACCAAAUCCAGUAGGUGAGCAGAAUACAGAGAAAAAAGAGGCUUUGGAACUUUCAGACACAGGACCACUGGCCACGACACCUCAACUUGUUCCAGAACAAGUAUCAGCCAGUACAGUACAACAAGGGACCAUUGUGAAAAACGGAGAAGACUUUAAUAUUGGAAGUGAAACGGGUCAGAGUGAAGCAAAGAGCAAUCUAGAAAAAUCAAAAAGCCCCAGUAGAAGAAAUGUAAAGGCUGAAAAGGAGAGUGAGGAGUCUUCAUCCCUUCAGGAGUCUUCUGAAAAUGGACAACGGAAAAGGCCUUCGCGACCAGGCUCUUCAACAGGGGCAGCAAAAGAUACCAGUACAGGCACCAGCCCUACACAAACAAAACGAAGAAAAUCCAAAUGAAAUUUCUCAAUUGUGUACGUGUGAAGUGUAAAUGUUUGUGAAUUUAAUUAAUUUUUCUAGCCUACUUUUCUAGCAUGAACUUGUGUAUAGAAAACUGUUUUAAUAUUUGUCCCACUGAAAUGUGACUUUAAAAAAAUUUCUUUAUAUUCUGAAACUGUUUAACAAGGUAAAAACCUGUCAUACAGCCAGUAAAAAUCUUCCAGAAUGUAACUGUACUGGUAAUUUCUGUUGCAAAGCUAAAGUAAAUUGCCAGCUUUUGUCACUGUCACAAAUCUUGUUAGAAUGUAGUAUGUUGUUUUUAAUUGGUAUUUCUGACUGUUGAAGUGAACGUUUUUAAGUCUUAAAUGUGAGUAUUUGUACCUGGGUGCAAUGAACUCCAUCUCCACUGGAUAGUUGAGUCCAAAGCAUAUCCCUUUCCAGUUAGUCUGUGAGCUAUUUCACUUCAAUAAAGGCAAAAUACUGUAAAUUUUGAAAACCUGAAACAAACAGUGCUGGAGAAACCCAGCAGGUCUGGCAGAAUCUGUGGAGAGUAAAAGAGUCAACGUUUCAAAUUUGGUAUAACUUUUCUUCACUUCGAACUUGAAACAUUGCCUCUGUUUUUCUCUCCACAGAUGCUGCCAGACUUGCUGAGUUUCUCCAGCAUCUGAGCUUAUUUCACUUCAGUUAUAUGCUCAUGUACAUUAGUUCCCCUAAAACUUCACUCUGGGAAGUUUGUAUCUAUUCAGGGAGGGGAAACAGAGGUGCAGAAUAUUACGAAUGCUGAAAAUCUGAAAUAAAAACAGAAAAUACAGGAAAUAUCCCUUCAGGUAUUACAAAAUGUCUUGAUACAAAAUAUUAACUGCCUCCCUCUCUACAAGUGUUGCUUGACUAUUUCCAGUGUUUUCUGUUUUUAUUUAAAGAAGCAAACAGCACAGCUCAUUAUGAUGUUGAAUUGAAGAGCCAAUCCAACUCUGGCAGAUUUUGAAGCCUCCUUGUCACAGGCAUUGAGGUUGUAGUGGCAUUGCAGACUGAGUUAGUUUUGUGUGGAAAUAGUGAGCAUGAAUAAUCAUUCCUGCAAUGUCUGCCAUUGAGCAUUACAUUGUGAUGUAACGCUAAGCACAAAAAGCAAUUGAAAUUAUUUCAGGUGGUGACUGGAUUAGUGGCUAUUAGAUAAAAACAAAUAAUAUAAUUUAGACUCUCCACAAUUCAACUGCAGUACAGAGUUUCCAGGCAGUCAUUGCUACUUAAGAGUCAUCAGCUGUGUACAGUUUAAUCUACUUGUGUGUCAGAAUAAAAUUAAAUGUAGAAAUAUAGAUUUGUAAAGAAUUAACACCUCUGGUGAUAGCUGUUUAUUGUACAAUUUUUGACAACCUGCUUCUAUUUGACUUUGUGCAUAUCAGAUGUAUUAGAAUGCAAUUUUUUAAUUUGUGACCUUCCAUCUGGUGUAGUGUUUAUAUUUUUCAUUCACUGACACUUCUACAUUUCUCCUCUCGACAAGAGGCUGGAAUGUCAUUUGAGGGUUUUCAGACACUACUCUCUCCAAAUGUUUAGUACUGCUUUUCCUCCCUCAGCCAACAGGUGCCACAAGCCUUGCUACCAAAUUAGUCUCUCCUGCACCUUUCAGUCAAGGUCCCUGAUGAGCUGAAUCAGAUGAGGGUUGUAUUGCUAUUCACUUUAAUAGCUUGCAUUUUUAGAAGCCUACUGUUUAAAGUUGGAGAGACUCAAAAGAAAAGGAUGUAGGUAGUGGGUGAUAUGUGGUUGAAAGACUUAAUAAUUAUUCAUUUCUACAAAACCAUUUUCUUUUUAGCACAAUGUUGCAUUAAGUCCUGUAAUGUCCAAACUAAGGAAAGUAGUGUUUUCUUUAGUUGUUACUUGUCCUCAUUUCAGAGUUACAAUUUAGUGGAUUUGUGCAACCUUUUAUGGAGGAAGAGGAAAUUAACUUUUCAUCUGGAUGCAGCAUUGCCCAAGGAGAAUUAAUCAUUAAACCAAUUCUUGCAUAAAA